AUGGUCAGAAACAUCGUCAUCAUCGGGGGAACCUCCCACCCACAGCUAACUCGCACUAUCUGCAACCACCUGGGUGUGCCCGAAGCUAAUGUCCUUCUUUCGAAAUUUGCUGUCGGCGAGACUCGCGUCGAAAUCCAAGAGUCUGUCCGAGAAAAAGAUGUCUACAUCAUCCAAUCUGGCGGGGGAAAGGUUAAUGACCAUCUCAUUGAGCUUCUGAUCACAAUUUCCGCUUGCAAAACUGCAUCAGCCAAGAGGGUAACGGCUGUUCUCCCGUUGUUCCCGUACUCUCGUCAAAGUGAUAUACCAUACAACAAAACCGGAGCUCCGCUGGUCAAGUCAUCCACUCAAAACAACUUCACCUUCGAUAGCACGCCUACGACACCACACCCGAACAAGCCGGAAAGCCCAAGCGUUGGAAACGCUGUCGACAACCUACAGAAGAGCCUCGCAAAGGCUCAGAUAGAAUCUGAUGUCAACGGGUCGCCUGUCAAGCGCCGUCCCAUUGCCAAUGGAAAGCGGAGUGAUACCCUCGAUUCAAUUCGGUCAGAUGUUAGCCUACCGAAUGGCGCAUCUAACGAUGACAACGCGAGCACCUCGGGCUCUUCGAACAAGGCCCUAACCUUUGAACCCCGUCCUGGAUAUCGACAGUGGGUUGCUCAGGCUGGGACUCUCGUUGCAGACCUCCUCACCAGUGCUGGGGCCGAUCAUAUCAUCACCAUGGAUUUACAUGAUCCUCAGUACCAAGGCUUCUUCGACAUCCCGGUAGACAACCUCUACGGACGACCAUUGCUCAAGAGAUAUAUCCAGCGCCACAUCCCCGAUUUCAAGAAUUCUAUCAUCGUUAGCCCUGAUGCUGGCGGUGCUAAGAGAGCCACAGCUAUUGCGGACUCGAUGGGUGUUGAAUUCGCAUUGAUCCACAAGGAACGACGCCCGACGAAAAUCGCUGAUAGACAAAACGCCACAAUGAUGCUUGUCGGAGAUGUGCGCAAUCGUACCGCCAUUCUCAUUGACGACUUGGCCGAUACUUCAAACACCAUCACUCGAGCUGCGAAAUUGCUCAAAAAGGAAGGUGCCGCAAAAGUAUAUGCGCUAGUUACUCACGGUAUUCUAAGUGGCGAUGCUAUUGACCGCAUCAACGCAAGCGCUUUGGAUAAAGUCGUUGUCACCAACACGGUGGAGCAAGAUGACCACUGUCGGCGUUGCCCUAAGCUUGAAGUUCUCGAAGUCGGCAACGUGUUCGCAGAGGCCAUACGACGUGUCCACCACGGUGAAAGCAUUAGCGUACUGUUUCAAUAUGACUAA
Messenger RNA from Talaromyces rugulosus, 1302 nucleotides. RefSeq lists its product as uncharacterized. Lineage: Eukaryota; Fungi; Ascomycota; Eurotiomycetes; Eurotiales; Trichocomaceae. The transcript is spliced from 3 exons. Gene Ontology annotation, molecular function: ribose phosphate diphosphokinase activity; magnesium ion binding. The coding region runs from base 1 to 1302 and encodes 433 amino acids. Gene Ontology annotation, biological process: 5-phosphoribose 1-diphosphate biosynthetic process; purine nucleotide biosynthetic process. Gene Ontology annotation, cellular component: ribose phosphate diphosphokinase complex; cytoplasm. The record is from RefSeq and is a predicted model, not a curated record.